GCCAAAUGGAUAAACAUGAGGAUGAAAAACGCGCUCUUUUCUCCGCUUUUUAGACCCCACCAACCCCGAGCCAGGCCUUUUUCCUUCCCCGUAAUCCUCCUCCCCUUCUCCUUCUCCUUGCCUUCCCUUGGAAGCCGCCCUCUCCUCCUGCUCCUUGAGCGUAAAAAUUGCAUCUUUGUGGUUUGCUUUGCUCCUCCGAAAAGUGUUCUCGUUGGGACGGAAAGAAAGGAGAUAGGUGUUGGAUCUGUGGAGGUUUUAGGUGGGAAGAACGAGUUCAAGGGGAGACAGAUUGUGGUCAAGAAUCAGAGCAGUUCAGAUGGAUGGAACCCCAAAGGCCAUUCUCACUGCUCCAUUCAUGCAUCGAAUUGCCUUCCUCGAGCCAUGAAGUGGUGGGAGAAGAGCAUCGUACCUAACAUGACGGAGAUUACGUCCUCAGAUCAUCUCGUCGAAUCGCUGGCAACUGCUGGGGAUAAGCUCGUCAUCGUGGAUUUCUACUCUCCUGGGUGUGGAGGCUGCAAAGCCCUGCAUCCAAAGAUAUGUCAGCUGGCUGAAUCAUACCCCGACGCAAUCUUUCUGAAAGUGAACUACGAAGAGCACAAAUCCAUCUGCCACAGCCUUCACAUUCAUGUGCUGCCGUUCUUUCGGCUCUACAGAGGCGCACAAGGUCGUGUCUGCAGCUUCAGCUGCACCAAUGCAACCGUCAAGAAGCUCAAAGACGCAAUGGCAAAGCAUGGGACCGAGCGAUGCAGUCUUGGACCAGCGAAGGGCUUGGAAGAGGAAGAGCUUCUCGUGUUGGCUUCGAACGGCGGAGCUCGGUUUAAUCGUCCACCAGCACUCUCAAGCAUAUGACUCUUCGGUAGCUAAUAGAACAGACCUCGAUUCCUGUUCGGCAUGUGUCCAAUAAAGCUGUGCAACAGAGGUUCUUCAAGAUUCUUCUUCAGUGCCCUGCUUGAUUCAUAAGCAUUCACCGGAUUAGGAUCGGUAAUUAUGAAUCGUGAACUAUCGUGCAUCUGAUUCGGGUUGUAAUUCCUCGUAGGAUUUUCUACGAGCACUUGGUAUGUAUGGCUUCAGUGCCAAACUUAACAGUGAUUACCUUACCACAUUAACUAUA
This is a messenger RNA of Musa acuminata AAA Group (dessert banana), 1111 nucleotides long. Its product is annotated as thioredoxin-like 1-2, chloroplastic. The transcript has 5 exons. The record is from RefSeq and is a predicted model, not a curated record. Gene Ontology annotation, biological process: cell redox homeostasis. Gene Ontology annotation, cellular component: chloroplast. The coding region runs from base 16 to 849 and encodes 277 amino acids. NCBI's taxonomy places the organism in Eukaryota, Viridiplantae, Streptophyta, Magnoliopsida, Zingiberales, Musaceae.